AGAAAAAGCAGAGAGAAACAGAGGAAGGGUGGGAAGAAAGUGUGAGUGUGUGUGCAGUGAAAGCAGGAUGCAUCAGAGAGGGUUGUUUUAGCUUUUCUGGGUUUGGGAAUCGUUGAAAGACAGAGAAGAAAGCCUGCAAGAGAAUCCGAGAGCUAAACAUGGUAAAGCAUAGGAAGUGAUGAUCUGCAUAGAUUCACCUUUGUUUUUCUUGCUUUAUUUUAACCUCUCUAAGUACUGUGCUAAAACCUCUGCCACAACACACACACCCUCAUCAGAUAAAGCCGUACCAUUUCAUCCAAAAUUUCCACCUUUGUCUACUCUUUCUACUCUAACUCCCUUCAUCUUUAUUGCACACUACACUGAGACAAAAUAAAAAAGUAGAGUGGGAGAGUUGCAAAAGGGUGUGACUUUGUCUAUCCCAGACAAAUGGGCUAAGUGUUAGGUAUUUGUUUAGCUCAAUAUUUGCAUGGAACGUGCAACCCCUGGAUGUUGUAAACCCUAUUAUUGGUCUAUAGCUUGAGACACUACUCUUCAUAGGGUCAGAGUUAAAACAGUGUGCGAGUGAGUGUGCGUUUGUGUCAGUCUUAUAUUUGCAACCAUAUAUCCUCCCAGUGCUGUUCUUCAUAGGGGUUCUCUGAAGGAUUUUUCUUCUUGUUCAUGGAGAGGAAUAGAAAUACCACUAGGCUUGUGAACAAAACCCAGCUUUGUUUCAGUGUUUCCUUCUUCUUCAUGCUCUCAAUUUGCACAAUGAUCUUCAGCAGUACUAGUACUACUGCCUCCUCCAUUACAUGUUUAGAUACUGCUAGGUGUCCCAUGCUUGCCAAAGCUGAUAUAGAUUUUCAGGAAUAUAAGGAGGAAAUUGGAGAAGGCAUGGUUUAUGAAGGUAAAAUAGAGGGUUCAUCAAUGGCUAAGCCUAGGAGGUUUCUAGGUGGGCCUGGGUCAUCGCCGCCGCGAUGCACCUCCAAGUGUGGCAAAUGUACACCCUGCAAGCCGGUUCAUGUGCCGGUGCCACCAGGGACGCCAGUGACCGCCGAGUACUACCCGGAGGCAUGGAGGUGCAAGUGUGGCAACAAGUUGUACAUGCCAUGA
Abrus precatorius (Indian licorice) is the source of this 1089-nucleotide messenger RNA. Its product is annotated as EPIDERMAL PATTERNING FACTOR-like protein 6. Lineage: Eukaryota; Viridiplantae; Streptophyta; Magnoliopsida; Fabales; Fabaceae. The transcript has 3 exons. The record is from RefSeq and is a predicted model, not a curated record. The coding region runs from base 658 to 1089 and encodes 143 amino acids. Gene Ontology annotation, biological process: stomatal complex development; guard cell differentiation.